This is a messenger RNA of Caenorhabditis briggsae, 966 nucleotides long. RefSeq names its product Protein CBR-PES-2 (gene Cbr-pes-2). The transcript is spliced from 3 exons. The coding region runs from base 1 to 966 and encodes 321 amino acids. The record is from RefSeq and is a predicted model, not a curated record. NCBI's taxonomy places the organism in Eukaryota, Metazoa, Nematoda, Chromadorea, Rhabditida, Rhabditidae. Gene Ontology annotation, biological process: embryo development. Gene Ontology annotation, molecular function: protein binding.
AUGCACAGAUUCCCAUUGCUGUCCCUUCCCGAGCUCGUGCUCCAAGAAGUUCUGGAAAAUGUGUCUUCUGCUGAUGCAUUCGAGCUCUACCAAUGCUCCAAAAACGCGUCGAAGGUUCUCAGAAAAGGCGCCAAAGGCCAGAAAUACUUCAAAGUGGUCGUCGACUUCUCCCAAGCCUGGUUAGAGAUCCACAACGUUCGUCGCUACACAAUCAAUGAGAAAACCAAAACCGACCCGCACCCAGACGAUUCGUUGGAGCUCAAAACAUUUGGAGAAUCUGCUAUUGAGUAUAAAGUCAACGCUCUGAAGGAGUACCAUACCUACUGUGAGGAAGGAGAGAAGAUUGUUGCCCUUCAAAAGAUUGCUGACCACUUUAUGAAGACUCUUGGUGUCGAUGUCUUUGCUCAGGUCUUCAUUGGAUUGGAGACUCCAGCUAUGGAGGUUAUCGAUUGGAUUCAGAAUUCCAAUUUGAAGUAUGAGACUUUCAACAUCAAUGGGUCCCCUGAGGAACCCCUCGACGCUGUCGGCGAGCGCAUUUACACAGACAAGUUCUUGGAGACCAUCCCUGGCGUCGGUCCCAUUAACACCACCGGAACAUUCGUUAGUAUGAUCAAUGUGAAGCAGGGCUUCCAGCCAGUCAAUUUCUUGAAAAAGCCAUUGACCAUGCUUAUGUUCCACUUGCAUCACUCUCACUUUAUCACUGGAAAGCAUCUUAUGGCACUGAACUGCACGGCGAUUGCUCUGAAGGAUUCGCGACUCACCGCUGCGGACAUCAACGCGUAUUUGACGGCUUGGAAGAAGGGAAACUAUCCAGUUCUGAUGCAUCUGUUGGUGCAAAUGACGAAUGGGUAUACGUUGGAUUUGAAAGAGGUCGUCAAGGGACUGGUUAACCCCAAUGCAAUCACAAAUGUCACCAAUGGACAAGAAGGGUUUUCACCAGAGAAAGCGGAGAUGAAAUGGCCGUAA